AUGAUUACGGAUACGAGGACUAGGAGAAAUUCAUCCUUUCUCGAGGCAUCAGAAUACCAGCAGCCAUCUGCGCGUAUGAAUGCAGCCAGUGAAAGCCAACAGGAAGCUGGUCGCAUGAAGAGUAUACUGAGCACGAGAACCAAACUUAAGAUCGGCUUCUGGAAUGUCCGUACCAUGUACGAGGCAGGAAAGCAGGCGCAAGUAGUAAGAGAGAUGAAGAACAACAAGUUACACAUACUAGGAGUAAGUGAAUGCAGAUGGACAGAUUUUGGAAAGAUCAUGACAAACAGCGGUGAGGUAAUCAUUUACUCAGGAAGAAAAGAUGGUAGACAUCACGAGGGAGUAGCAAUUAUUCUGAGUAAAGCAGCAGGGAAGUCACUGAUAGAGUACCAUCCUGUAAGUGAGAGAAUGAUGAGAGCAAGACUCGACACAAAGCCAAUUAAAACAUCCAUCAUACAAGUCUACUCUCCUACUAAUGAGGCAGAAGAUGAAACUAAGCAAGACUUCUACGAAGCACUACAAGCCGAACUUGAAAAGAUUACCAAACAUGAUUUAACCAUCAUCAUGGGAGAUUUUAAUGCAAAAAUAGGCCAAGACAACACCGGAUAUGAAAGAGUCAUGGGAAAAUAUGGCUGUGGUACCAUGAAUGAGAAUGGUGAACAUUUGGCAGAGUUUUGUGGUAACAACAACAUGGUUAUAGGUGGGACGUUAUUCCCACACAAGGACAUACACAAGCUCACAUGGAUAUCACCCGGAGGAAGAGACAAAAAUCAGAUAGACCAUAUUGUUAUAAAUGGUAAAUGGAAACGAUCUCUUCAGGAUGUGAGAGUAAGACGAGGUGCAGAUGUAGGCAGUGAUCAUCACCUUGUAACUGCAGAUUUUAAACUUAAACUGAUGAAAACUAUACCAAAGUACAGCUGGAAAAGAUUCGAUGUUGGCAAGCUUAGUGACACAAAAACCAAGCAAGAUUUUAGAUUAGAGCUGAAAAACAGAUUUUCUAUCUUGCAAGCUAGUGAUUUAGACGAAGAGCAGAUAGACGAACACUGGCUGAAAGUAAAAGAUACAUUUAACAAUGCAAGUGAGAAAGUUAUUGGCUUCAGAAAACAGAUACACAAAGAAUGGAUAACACCAGGUACAUGGAAACUCAUUGACAGCAGAAAAGAACUAAAGAAGAGGUUGUGA
Saccostrea cuccullata (small rock oyster) is the source of this 1182-nucleotide messenger RNA. RefSeq names its product craniofacial development protein 2-like. NCBI's taxonomy places the organism in Eukaryota, Metazoa, Mollusca, Bivalvia, Ostreida, Ostreidae. The transcript has a single exon. Bases 1 to 1182 code for a protein of 393 amino acids. Gene Ontology annotation, cellular component: nucleus. Gene Ontology annotation, molecular function: catalytic activity. Gene Ontology annotation, biological process: chromatin remodeling. The record is from RefSeq and is a predicted model, not a curated record.